Phragmites australis (common reed) is the source of this 2341-nucleotide messenger RNA. RefSeq names its product calmodulin-binding protein 60 C-like. The record is from RefSeq and is a predicted model, not a curated record. The transcript is spliced from 9 exons. Lineage: Eukaryota; Viridiplantae; Streptophyta; Magnoliopsida; Poales; Poaceae. Bases 29 to 2059 code for a protein of 676 amino acids. Gene Ontology annotation, biological process: regulation of salicylic acid biosynthetic process. Gene Ontology annotation, cellular component: nucleus. Gene Ontology annotation, molecular function: DNA-binding transcription factor activity; sequence-specific DNA binding; calmodulin binding.
AGUGACUUUUCACAUAGAUGUGUAGAGAAUGGUCGAGUGCGAAAUUGUGUCAGUAAUAUUACUCCAUUGCCCUGCCUGUGCGUUCCCUCCCUCCCCAGUUCACCUUGCCCCGCGAUCUGUUCCCUCAUCUCCGAUUCCGGCGUCCGAACCAGAUUUAACGGGGAUAUCGGCUCAGGGUUCCGUGCCGGCGAUGAAGGAGAAGCGCGGGCUCGAGGCAGGCGGCGGGGACGGACGCCCUGAAGCCAAACGGGCGCGGCCGCCGGCUCUGGCCAGUGUUAUUGUUGAGGCACUAAAGAUGGAUAGUUUGCAGAGGCUCUGCUCAUCAUUGGAACCAAUUCUUCGUAGAGUAGUCAGUGAAGAAGUGGAGCGCGCACUGGGCAGAUUUGGUCCUGCAACAAUCAGUGGAAGGUCUUCUCUAAAACGAAUUGAAGGUCCCGAUGGAAGAAAUCUGCAACUCCAGUUCAGGACAAGGCUUUCACUUCCUCUUUUUACUGGAGGAAAAGUUGAAGGGGAGCAAGGAGCUGCAAUUCAUGUUGUUUUGCUUGACGCCGUCACCGGUUGUGUUGUAUCUUCUGGACCAGAGUCUUCUGCCAAACUUGAUAUUGUUGUUCUGGAAGGUGAUUUCAACAAUGAAGAUGAGGAGGGAUGGACAGGAGAAGAGUUUGAAAGUCACAUAGUGAAGGAGCGUGAGGGAAAGCGACCUAUUUUAACUGGUGAUCUACAGGUCACACUAAAAGAAGGUGUUGGCACAAUUGGGGAGCUUACAUUCACAGAUAACUCUAGCUGGAUAAGAAGUAGGAAAUUUAGGCUUGGUCUGAAGAUUGUCUCAGGGUUUUGUGAGGGUGCUCGCAUCCGUGAAGCAAAAACGGAAGCCUUUAUGGUUAAGGACCAUAGAGGAGAAUUGUACAAGAAGCACUAUCCACCUACACUGAAAGAUGAGGUCUGGAGGUUGGAAAAAAUAGGGAAGGAUGGGUCCUUCCAUAAAAGGCUGAACAAAUCUGGAAUAUCUACAGUUGAGGAUUUCCUUAGGCUUGUGGUUCGGGACCCACAGAAGUUGCGCAGUAUACUUGGAGGCGGCAUGUCCAACAGGAUGUGGGAAACCCUUGUGGAACAUGCAAAGACUUGUGUCUUAAGUGGAAAAUAUUACAUAUACUAUUCUGAUGAUAGCAGAACUGUUGGUGGUAUUUUUAACAACAUCUAUGCAUUCUGUGGGUUGGUUUCUGGUGAGCAAUUCUAUUCAUCUGAGAGUCUUGAUGAUAGCCAAAAGAUCUUUGCUGAUGCAUUGGUGAAGAAAGCAUAUGAUAAUUGGAUUUAUGUCAUUGAAUAUGAUGGUAAAGCUCUCUUGAACCCUAAACCAAAGAAAAAGGCUGCAUCCACUGGUCAAGCUGAGAUGCAUCCUACUCCUGUGAGUUGUUCUGCUUCAUAUCAACAGAACGUCUCUUUGAGCAUGCCAGGACCAUCACCAGCAGGCAGAACUGAUUCCAUAGGGUAUGAUGUCGAUCAAUCAGCAACGCAUCCACCUGAGCUUCAAAGUACAUCCACCAGUGUCCUUCCACCAUAUGAUGACACAUUUUCAUUCUUACCGCCUAACAUGCUGACAGAGCCUGUUCAUCAAGAAACUGCAAAUGAUGCCAUGGGGCUGGAACUGGGCCAGUUGCAUCAAGUAAUUUCACAAAGUCAGUCAAUUCAGCCAGCAAAUGUUGGAUAUGCUGAUUGGCCCAGUUCCAGCCACCGUGAUAUUCAGUAUUCUGAUGGCUUCACCGAAGAAGAUAUUCGCAUCAAAAGCCACCAAAUGCUUGAGAGCGAAGACAUGCAGCAGCUGCUCAGCAGGGUCUUCAGUGUGGGUGGAGCUUCUAGCAGCUUGCCAGAAGAUGCGUACAAUUUCCAGUCUUGCAUGCCAUCUCCCUUACCAAGCUUUGGUUUCGAAGGUGAGCGCAGCCAUUCGUCUGGCAAAGCUGUCGUUGGGUGGCUCAAGAUAAAGGCAGCUAUGAGAUGGGGAAUUUUCAUCAGGAAGAAAGCUGCUGAGAGGAGGGCGCAGCUUGUUGAGCUGGAGGAUUGACAUCGUGUCUUAACGCGGGUCACAGUUAGAUGUUGGUGCUGUAAAUUAGUUAUUUGGCUCUCAUAUCACCGUGAUAUCCAUUGAAACAAGUUUCUGAAAUGUACAACGAUUAGUUCUGCUAUCUUGUAAAAAAAAAAAAUUGUAUCCCGUUUGCUUGUGUAACAUUGUUCUGCUAAUUCCGACAUAAUACUCGAUGGUAUGCAGUGUAUCUGUUUUUUUUUUCUUGCUCUUUUGCGCAGAAUAUUAUAACAGCGUGAAUUAAUGCAAAGAUUAGUUUGUGUA